This is a messenger RNA of Aplysia californica (California sea hare), 277 nucleotides long. RefSeq names its product OTU domain-containing protein 5-A. Lineage: Eukaryota; Metazoa; Mollusca; Gastropoda; Aplysiida; Aplysiidae. The record is from RefSeq and is a predicted model, not a curated record.
ACUAUGCUCGCGGACAAAUUGAGAGAAACGGACUGGGAAGUAACGCAGGACUCUAUAGAGGAGCAAGUGGCCAGAGAGUCGUACUUGCACUGGCUGAGAGAACAAGAGAAAUCUACGAAACGCUCUAAAGCGAGAACGGCCAGUGCCACGUGCAGCUCUGCAGGAGAAGGAAGUCACGUCAACCCUCUGGAGGCGGGGCCCGUCAGGUCACCACGACAGCUGCGAAGCGGCAACAGCAGCCCUCUGCAUCCUGAUGACCACUUUGUCUCAUUACCGG